This is a messenger RNA of Diorhabda sublineata, 2740 nucleotides long. RefSeq names its product myrosinase 1-like. The record is from RefSeq and is a predicted model, not a curated record. NCBI's taxonomy places the organism in Eukaryota, Metazoa, Arthropoda, Insecta, Coleoptera, Chrysomelidae. The transcript has 9 exons. Gene Ontology annotation, biological process: carbohydrate metabolic process. The coding region runs from base 63 to 1952 and encodes 629 amino acids. Gene Ontology annotation, molecular function: beta-glucosidase activity.
AUUUUUGCCUAUAAAAUGAAGCAUUAUGGAUAAUUAGUUAGUAUGCGUCGUGACCUUAAAAUAUGCAAGUCCAACAAUGUGUGUUACAUAUAUUUAUCACGUUUUCUUGUUUUACCCUCACCUUUCAAUUGAGUGAACUAGUAGAUAAUGAGGGAUAUGAAUCAAAAGGUGAGGAUCCUGAGCCUGAUAAUCAUGGCACAACUAAAGAAGACCACAGCCCCCCUAUACCAGUUCAUGAAGACUGUGAAGAAGAUAAGAAAAAUAACGAUUUUGGAUCGAUUGGUAGCAAUUUUCAAUCGAAUGAUAUUAAUAAUGGAUCUUCAGGUACAAUGAUACAGAAAGAUUUGAUUAAAAAUGGAUCAUCCAGUAGCUCCGCAUCGAGAUACCUGAAAACCCGUGGAAUAUUUUCCGAUAAUGUUUUGUUUGGGGCAGCAACUUCAGCCUACCAAAUCGAAGGUGCGUGGAAUAAAGAUGGUAAGGGAUUGAGUAUUUGGGACACUUUUAUUCAUAGAGUACCAUCUCCCGUAAGAAAUAAUGCCACUGCAGAUGUAGCCGCCAACUCAUAUUAUAAAUAUAAACAAGACGUCCGACUUGCUGCAGAGCUUGGUUUGGAAGUGUAUAGAUUUUCCAUAUCUUGGUCUAGGGUACUACCAACUGGUUAUUCGAAUAAAAUUAAUCAUAGAGGUUUAAGAUAUUACAAAAAUCUUGUACGUGAAAUUCGUAAACAUAAUAUGAUUCCGGCUGCUACGAUUUAUCAUUUCGAUCUGCCACAACGUCUCUUUGACGAUGGUCAUCACUGGGUCAAUGCCAGUUUAAUACCUCAUUUUGUAGAUUACGCCAGAAUUGUUAUAAAAAAUUUACCAGAUGUUGGAAUUUGGUUCACAAUCAACGAACCUAAGCAGAUGUGCUAUCUUGGAUAUAAUAGUGACAUUUUUGCUCCUGCUAUAGAAAGUGAUGGAUUAUUGGUAUAUCAAUGCUCUUAUAUAGCUUUGAAAGCGCACGCUGCUGUGUAUCAUAUGUAUAAACGAGAAUUUCCCCAUUAUAAAGCAAAAAUGACCAUUAUCAUAGACUGCGUAUGGAUAGAACCUUAUUCUAACUCUGACGACGAUGAGGAAGCAGCUGAACGACAGAGACAAUUUGAGUGUGGUCUUUACUACAAUCCAGUGUUCAAGGGUGAUUGGCCGGAUAUAGUAAAAAUGAGGAUCCGCGACAGAAGUUUUGCAGCAGGAUUAACCAGAUCAAGGUUACCACAAUUUACUAGCGAAGAAAUUGAAUACAUAAAAGGAACUGCUGACUUCUUAGCUGUAAAUCAUUAUUAUACGCUACUAGCAAGAGAUGUAUGCGAAGCUCCUGCAAACGAAAUUAGUUACGAGGCUGAUCUUGGAGUAGCUGAUUCUUUCGAUCCUUCAUGGACAGUCGAAUCUAAUGGAAUCUUUGUUAGCGUUCCCUUCGGUGUUCGUAAAGUAUUAAAUUGGUUAAAAAAACAUUAUGAGCCUAAUGAAAUUAUGAUAACAGAAAUAGGAAUGUCCGACAACGGCACUUAUACUGAUGAUUUAGACCGAGUGGAUUUUUAUGGGGACUAUUUUUGUAACAUUCUUGAAGCAGUGGAUGAGGGCGUUAAUCUUACAGGAAUCAUUUAUUGGAGUUUACUAGACAAUUUUGAAUGGACUUUCGGUUAUACGGCACAUUUUGGGCUUUAUCACAUCGACUAUAAUGAUCCUAAACUUCGACGAAAACCAAAAAAGUCAGCAAGUUUCGUUCAAGAAUUAACAAGGACCCGGAAAUUGAAAUGCGACAAGCCUAGAAGGAAUUGGGUCUCACCACCUAGGCUACCAGGAAUCACAAGAAGUCUUUCACGUGACCAUAGUCAACGUUCUUUAUCCACUCCGCGUCUCAAUUCUGCCUUGGAGGAAAUGAAAAAUCGUUUUUAUUCACGUGUGGAUGAUGUUUAGAUUCUAGAAAUUUAUUCUAAUAUCUUGAUAAAUAUUCGAAACAAUGAAUCAUACUGUUCAUUUGAGACUUUUUCAUUUAUUAUAGUACGUUGACAAAAAUUCUAUUUUUCCGUUAUCUAGUAUUGCGCAGAUUAAUUGAUGUUCUGGAUUUACAAUAAGUGGCUCACACCUUUAUUAUUUUCAAUACAACAAGUUUGUACCUCAAACCCCUUAUCUUAGUUCACCUCAUUUGAAAAAAAAAAUAUUGUUCAUUGGGCAUAAAAAGGUCUUCCUGUCAUGUAUAAUGAUUAUUGCGACCUAGAUACAUUACGCGAUAAGACAAUUGGAUAUUCCACCACGGAUAAUAAUAUGAAUGCCAAAGCGAAGCAAUAAAUUCUUGGAUGAAAAACGAUUAUAAAGAAAAUAGAUUACCAAAGAUUGUACUGGCAUGCAUAGUAUGAAACUAUAACUUGUUGAUUGGUCUACUUUUUUUAUUAACUAUUUUUCUUUCUCCAAUGAUUGUGGCGCUACAGUUACUUUUGUAACACCAAAGCCUACAGUAAUAAAGUAAUUCUGAUGCAUCAGAUUAGAUUUUCUUGUAUUUUAUAACGUAAUUUUCCUUUUUAUGUGCAGUAUUUACGAAAUUACCUCUUCAUGAGUUUAUUUAUCAUUUGUUGCUUUUCCAUUUUUUCAUUGUUUAUCCUUAAAAAUUCUUUCAAGCAAAAUUUGUAUAUUUGUAUAUCAUAUUUUUUGUUUAUGUAGGGAAAAGAAUGGAUAAAAUAAAACGGAUUUUGGUUAUAUUUGGAAAA